UAGUUAGGAACUUUCCAUUAAAAAAAUAUAUAUUAAUUUCUUCUUUUUACACACCACUGUUAACCUUUUUGAGAGUGUGGGCUUUGCUGUUGUGUCCUCUACAAACAGCUCCCAUUUCGGAAAAACAGCCAGCACAAGCAACGCCCCAGAUGUCAUCCGGUGUUGUUGUUACUGUCGGAAUAUAUAGGUAUACGACGAAGGAGAUAUGUACUAGAUACUCUACACUUCUACACACAGCUAUACUCCAACCUAGGUACACUACUUCUCACUCAAAAAGGGUAAUCGGAGAUACAUUCAGGUAUCAUAUUUAAAUCAACAGUCUGCCUGUCACUUCUGUGUUCUGUCUCUGUGCCAGCCAGCCAGAGCUAGGCCAACCAUCAGAAGAGCUUCAUGUAUAGAACUGGAGAACUGACAAUCACUGUCUAAGUUUCUCAGUACUCGGAGCAACAGUACCAGCAUCACCCGCAGAUGGUUAACAUCGUUUUCGUGGCGCGUCGAUCUGAGUGAAAAAAAGAACAGAAGAAAAAGGUCCAUGGUCUAUGGUCCAUAUCGUACCGUAUACUUUACUAUACACUAGCUAGCCUUGUCAUCAUCAUCUACUGACUUCCUGUCAUGCAAAGUUGCCUUUUCUUCUUCCUUCACCCCAACUUAUAGUAUAGUUGAUGGAAAAGUGAAAAAGACAUACUACACCUACCAACCUAUCUAAACAAUAUUAUAUUUGUGUUUGUGUUUUUGUGUGUAUUUAAAAGUAAAAUAAGAAGAAGAAAAAAAACACAAAAUUAAUGUUCGUAUGUCUGGCUUUAGCAAAAGGACAAUGCAGACAAAACUACUGCCAAAUGAAAAUUCUCCAGAUGCCGGAGGGGGAAGUGGAGCAAUCGUCAGCGGAAACUACAACGAAGAAGAACCAGGACAAAUUGACCUGUAUGAAUUUCUGACUGAGUCUGAGCUGCAACACUACUAUAAUUCGUUCAAAAACGAACUUAAAAUAAAAAGCGCUUCCCAAUUUAAAUACGCAACCGAUGAGGACCUCAAACAAAUUGGACUAUCACGUCCAGAAAUACGUCGAUUACGCAAAUACUAUGAAAAAUACUAUCCACAUGGAUAUCUUAGUAAAAUCAAACGUCUCCUUCAAACACCCACCAUAGUGAAACGGGAUGAUGGCACUGUAACUUAUAAUACACCAUCGACUGACGGCAAUGGCGCCAAAUCGGGUACUUCGCCCAGUAAAGCACCAAACAAUAAACACAUUAUCCCGGCCGAUUCAAUUUGUGUGAAUAAGCAAUUGGGUACUGGGGAGUUUGGUAUUGUUCAACAAGGAGUCUGGACAAAUGGCACAGAAAGGAUUCAAGUGGCGAUAAAAUGUUUGUGCCGCGAACGAAUGCAAUCAAAUCCCAUGGAGUUCCUCAAAGAGGCUGCGAUUAUGCACUCAAUCGAACAUGAAAAUAUCGUUCGAUUGUAUGGCGUUGUACUUGCUACCGAUUCUUUGAUGUUGGUCACUGAGCUGGCACAUUUACGUUCGCUAUUGGAGUGCCUUAAGGAUUCAGGUUUGCGUGUUAGCUUUCUAACCAUACCAACACUAUGUGAAUUUGCUAUGCAAAUUUGCAAUGGAAUGAAAUAUUUGGAGAACAAACGACUUAUUCAUAGAGAUCUAGCUGCCAGGAAUAUUUUAGUUUUUAGUAAGAAUAAAGUGAAAAUCUCUGAUUUUGGUCUAUCUCGAGCGCUGGGCGUUGGCAAAGACUAUUACAAGACCAAUUUCAAUGUGAAUCUUAAACUUCCCAUUGCAUGGUGUGCUCCUGAAUGUAUCAAUUAUCUCCGUUUUACCAAUGCCUCGGAUGUCUGGGCUUAUGGAGUGUGCUUGUGGGAGAUGUUUUCUUAUGGUUUCCAACCCUGGGCUGCACUUACCGGACUUCAGAUACUUGAAGCUAUCGAUGAACCAAAUUAUCAACGUCUUGAGCCGCCAGACUGUUGUCCCCGAGACUACUAUCACUUAAUGAUGAAAUGCUGGCAACAUGAUCCAUCUAAAAGGCCUAGAUUUUCCGAAAUCCAUGAAAUGUUGCCUGAACUGAAACCCGAACAACUAAAGACUAUUGUCAAUUCUUUGGAGCCGAAAAAAGAUCAUUUAAUUUAUCGGCAAGGUGAAGUAAUUACUGUUCUUGAGAAAAAUACUAAUACGCCAUUUUGGAGGGGAGUCUUAAACUCAGGGAAAACGGGAUUGUUUAACCCAGCCAACACUAUUGCCUAUACAGAAACUCCUCCUAGCUCAAAUAGGGAAUCAUUCUAUCGCAACAAUGAACGAUGUAGCAAACGUAAAUUACGAACUGAAAUGAUUUCCAGACCACAAAACGAUUUUAAACAUACCGGACAUAUUGGUAUCGAUGGAGAAUCGUUUGGAGAUGUUGCAUUUCUUGGCAAUUCUCAAAGUUAUAAUCAUUUGCCACGCCAAGUAGUUACGCCAUACAAACCAUCUGAAGACAUUGAACAAACGCCUCUACUACUACCACCAACACCAACCAGCCCAGACUCUUUACAAACUGCCAGCGGUUAUUUUCCCGAAGAGAUACGCACAUCAUCGUCAACAAAUCCGACGUUUAUAAGUUCCAAUGAAAACACACCCAAUCAUCAUAACACGUUUGGCGCUCCAUCCUUUGAUUUCUCGUCGACAACGUCUGCUCACACCACAAUGUCGAAUGCCCAAAAAACAAUGUUUCAUUCAUCAACAAAUCCAUUUGCUUUAGAUUCAUCCACAUCAGCUACAGCUACAGGGAAUAAUCAUCAUGCUAGAGCAACAGCUUCAAGUAGUAACAGCAGUAGUAAUAGUACAUUUGCAUUACAAAACAAUAACUAUGGUCUAGAGGCGAAUGCUUUUACCAAUGCCAAUUUAGAAGAUGACUCUCUGCAGGCAUCAAGCGGUUCAAAUAUUGAAGAUCAACAUGAAUACCAUGAGAUAUCGGAUGAUGAAAUAACAGCAGACAAAGUCUUUGAUAUGGGUCCAUCGUUGUUGGAUGAAAUAAAUUCCAUGUUUGGAACAAUAACUGCAGCAGCAGCAACUGGCACAACAGACAGCUUAACAAUGUCCAAGUCUCCGGACUUUGAUCAUUCACAUAAACUUGCUGAAUUGUCUUCCAAAUUGAAUAGAAAGAAUAGUGGUGAUUCGAAUGGAAAUAAAUCUAAAAAGAAAUCUGGAACUGGAACAAUGAAACCUAUUUCGGUGAAAGAUGAAAAAAUUCUCAACCAUGCAAUUGAGAUUGCGAAUGAGAUUAGUGCGAGGUCAAUGACGGAUUUAGUUUCCGAUCAAACACCUAAUGUUCAGAGUCCCAAACGAAAGUUUAGCUUUCGUUUUCCUCAUUUGUCACAUCAUCAUGGUGCCAAUGAUAAACAUAAUGCUGGUCCAUCAACUGGACAUAAUGGUAAUGCUGGUCCAUUAUCAUCAUAUGCAAAGGAGAAAAAGAAUUUCACAGAGGAAUUGAAGAGCAUACCCGACUUACAGCGUUUUCGCCCUAGCGAUUUGGAACCCUUUCCCAUUUCAGACAUUCGAAUACCGAUUUUUGACAAAGAAGCUUCAGAUUUCUUCUUUGAAAAAUCUCGUGAAAUCCUUAGUCGUCCGAUUAACAUUGAUUUUCGUGAAGAUAUCGAAGUCAAUGAUAGCCGGACACCAAGAGAUGUUAUCGGUGAAAAUCUAUUAGACAUUGAAAACACUUUGAAAGCUCUGAAUUUGGAUUUUAUCCAAACAUACAGUGAGCUGGAUAAGAACGAUUCAGCCGAAACACUGUUGAAUGAAAAGUUCGCCAACAUUGUGUCAUCUCUGGAGGGUGAAAUAAGUAGUGCAAGUACUAUUGCUGGAAGCUUAAAAUCAUCUGGAGUGUAUGACUUUGGCGGUGGUGUUCAUACAAAAUUCGACUUCAACUCAGCCACCAGUCAUAUUGACAAACACUUGCAACACUACAAUGACAUCAUUGACAAGAUCGAAGACAAGCGUUCAAGCACUCCAGACACCGGAUUCGCCUCCAGAGAAACCAAUCUCUCGCUUUCACGGCGGAGUAGCCAAAAGAGCAGCUACUCCCCUCAAGAUAGCUACUUCAGUCCGAAGGAUAUUAGUUUCUCUGGGAGUUCGAUGGAAGCGCGUGGCUAUAUGAGUGUAAAAAACGAAUUGGCCACAAAUAAUUGCACAAAAAUCCAUCAGUCUUCAUCGCCAGUUAAGAAUGUCAAUGCUAGCAACACAUCCAUUUACUCACACUCUCAAAUGCAGAACUCUCCAUUAGGUGAUUAUUCGGGCAGUCGACAACGGUCCAUGUCGUUUAAUGAUAAUUAUAAUUUGAAAUCUCCCGUUCUAUCAGAGCCACAACACCGGACUGUGGGACAGCAAAGCUUUUCCCAUCGCAGUACCGGCUCCUUUCGCAGCAAUCCCGUCGGCGGUGCGGGCAACAAGGUAAUGCAAUAUAAACCGCGUAGCAUCAAAGCGCGCACCUUACGGCGUCUGAGCUAUAAUCCAAUUGUACUUGACUCUAGCUCUACAUCAAGCGAUGAGGAGAGCGACUUUGACCGAAGCAUUGCCCACUCUGAGUGCGAUAUACGCACACGUGUGUCAUCGAAGAGGCGGCGGCAAUAUCUAAAUAGGAAGGCGUUCUCCGCCAGCAAUGAUGAAUCGGCCCAAGACAAGCUUUAUGGGUCGAAUGCGAGCAUUAAAUCGGCUCCGCACUACAACAAUUAUGGCACAGAGCUGACCCAACGUCGAUAUCGUGGUGGAGGUGGUAAUGCCCAUCAUCAGCAGCAGCACUUUUCCCAUGAUGUUCAUCAUCAGCAGCAGCCAUCUCAGCAUGGAUAUGAUGAGAAGAUUUAUGAUUUUGGAGGACGUGGACCUGGCAACAAUUAUGCCAUCAACAUCAACCACGUCAUCAAGCCACCACGAGCAUUUGCCGUUAAUGGGUCAAGUUUUGCCACUAGCCGUAAUUCAAUGUUCCAUGAAUUUGAUGUCUCCAAACUGACUGGUAAGAGUCCAACUUCCACAACUUACUAUAAUGCGGGACAGGAAGGAAAGAAGGUGAUUGUGAAGCCUCAGAAGACUUCUCCGCCACCUCCUCAACAAUUACAACAGCAACAGCAGCAGCAACCACAACAGCCGCCGCCACCACCACCUCCAGCCGUUCUGCAGAAGCAAACUUCAAUGCCAUCAUCACAUCAAAGUCAUCAAGGGGGAGGCAACUUCCAUUGGCCAGAGAAAAUUCAUGCCUCAACAGUGAAGCAGAAUGAUAUACUGUGGCGACAACAACGUUCGCACAGCACAUUCAGCAGUCUCAAGGUGAAGCAGGCAUUUUCGAGUGAUAGUUCUUCAACAGAUACAGAGGAGUUUGAGUUUCGAAAGGACUUUUUGCCUCACAUUCCGCCCAGCCCGGCGCCAUAACUAAGAAAAAUGCUUAAAUAUUUAAUGAAUUUACUGUUUGGAAGCGUAAUGCCGCCAACGUCGUCGUCUUCAGCGUCGACGGCGUCGCCGGCUGUUAAACGAUCGUCGGCUCAAUCAAGUUUGAAAUAUUGAAUUGUUAAGGUUUAAGAGUUGAUAGUUGUUGUUGUGUAGUGAGUUUUUAAAUGCUUGGUAUAAGAAUAGAGAAAACAAAAAUAUAUAGACCGUUAUAUUUGAGGGGAAGGAACGAGGCAAAGGUUUUAAUGCUUCUGCGUAAAUUGAUUAAAUCUUUUAAGCAAAUUGCUUUAAUUUAUUUUCAAAAGCAUUUCCUCGUCCUGAUAACAUAAAAUUAUCAUCGCCCUGGCCUCUCCUAGUCAUUUUUUUUUGUAUCGAAUGUAAUUUUUUUAAUAUUGUCAGUGGUUUUUUAUUAAGAAAAAGAACUUUCUUGAGGUAGAUGCAUAAAAUCAGUUUGUAUACGAUAUCCCCGUCCAAAGAUAGGUUCAAUGAAUGUAUUAUUGUAAAAGUAGUUUUUUUUUUAAUUGUUUAAUUUUAAUUUUUUAAUGUUUAACUUUAAAGAGGUUUAAUCCGUAUACCAAAGUCUUAUGGGGUUCGCUUAAUUUAUCUAUGAGAAAUCGAAUUAUUAUCUAGAUGUUCUUGGUCAGAUUUCGAAUAAAUUUGGUUUAAGAUUAUUACUCCAGAUGUAUUGCAUCUGUUCUUCAUCAAGUAUGUAAUUUUAACUUUUCAAUUCACAUGGGACACUAAAAGCGUCACUCUCAUCUUCAAGUUACUUAAUUGUAAAGUCUAGUUCACUGCUGAUGUAAAACGAUGUCUGUUAAAGCGGUCAGGAAAAGUUGAAACAUUGAAAUAUAGAGUUAUAUCAGCCCUCGUAGCCUUGCAAAAAACAGCUUAGAGGUCACUUUUGUGUACACAGUUAAUAUCUCCAUCGGUCGAUAUCUCAUUUCAAUUUAACUGAUCGAAUUAUUGAACUUUUCAUUUCACAUCAGCUGGAAUAAAGCUUUAUUAAGAAUGUAUUUUAAUCUUUUUUAAGAAAUCUAAACGACUUUUAGGCAGCUUGCGGAAGAAAUGUGAUGCUUUUUGGAACCAAUUUAAAUUUAAUUAGAUAAUCCAAAGAGAAUAAACUCAUCUUUCUUCUAAUUUUCUUUCAAUGUACGAGUAAAAAGGUUUCUUGACUUUUUAUGAGAGUGUGUCUGUGUAUUAAAUUCAAAAAUGAAAAAUUUAAAUGUUUUGUUUCCAAAAUAGAUCAUUACUUUUACAUCAUAAUUUUUUGUCUCGAUUUA
Molecule: messenger RNA, 6693 nt
Organism: Episyrphus balteatus (marmalade hoverfly)
Lineage: Eukaryota; Metazoa; Arthropoda; Insecta; Diptera; Syrphidae
Gene: Ack-like
Product: activated Cdc42 kinase-like
Exons: 12
Coding region: 791-5398 (1535 amino acids)
Biological process (GO): protein phosphorylation
Molecular function (GO): protein binding; protein tyrosine kinase activity; ATP binding
Source: RefSeq, a predicted model, not a curated record